UGCCGCCCUUGCUGUUUGAGUCGUUUAUGAGAAUGAAAUGAGUGAUUCUCAGUAAAGGCUCUUUUGCUCAAGCGCUACACAGAGGACAGCACUCUUUGCACGGGCAGGGUCUGUGUGCUGGCCUCAUCCUCAGCAGCCUUCCUAAAGGGCUGCACCACAUGUAGGAUGAGCACUGUGCUGGAAUCUGCCCUCAAGCCCACCUCCCUCUCUCCACAGGGCCCCGUGAAGGCGUCCAUCCAGGAGCGUGUGCUCCCUGACAGCCCUCUGUACCACAACAAGGUCCAAUUCCCCACCACCGGGGGUCUUGGCCUAAACCUGGCCCUCAAUCCGUUUGAAUAUUACAUGUUCUUCUUUGCUUUGAGCCUCAUCACUCAAAAGCCACUCCCCGGGGCCCUCCACGUCCGUACUUCAGACUGUGCCUAUUUCAUCCUGGUGGACAGAUACCUGUCGUGGUUCUUGCCCACAGAAGGCAACGUGCUCCCUCCACUCUCCUCCAGUCCAGGGGGGCCUAGUCCCUCACCAGCUCCCAGGACACCAGCCAUGCCUUUUGCUUCCUAUGGCCUCCACCACACCAGCCUCCUGAAGAGACACAUCUCUCAUCAGACUUCUGUGAAUGCAGACCCUGCCUCCCACGAGAUCUGGAGGUCAGAAACUCUGCUGCAGGUUUUUGUUGAAAUGUGGCUUCAUCAUUAUUCCUUGGAGAUGUACCAAAAAAUGCAGUCCCCUCAGGCCAAGGAGUCGUUCACGCCCACCGAGGAGCACGUGCUGGUGGUGCGCCUGCUGCUCAAGCAUCUGCACGCCUUUUCUAACAGCCUGAAGCCAGAGCAAGCCUCUCCCUCCGCCCACUCUCAUGCCACCAGCCCCCUGGAGGAAUUCAAACGAGCCGCCAUCCCGAGGUUUGUCCAGCAGAAGCUCUACCUCUUCCUGCAACACUGCUUCGGCCACUGGCCCUUGGACGCAUCAUUCAGAGCUGUCCUGGAGAUGUGGCUAAGCUACCUGCAGCCCUGGAGGUAUGCACCUGAGAAGCAGACUCAGAGCAGCGACGGCCAGGCCCGCUGCGUGGCGGAGAGAUGGGCACCCUUUGUGCAGGAGAACCUGCUGAUGUACACCAAGCUGUUCGUGGGCUUCCUGAGCCGUGCCCUGCGCACUGACCUGGUCAGCCCCAAGAACGCGCUCAUGGUGUUCCGAGUGGCCAAAGUCUUCGCUCAGCCCAACCUGGCUGAGAUGAUCCAGAAAGGUGAGCAGCUGUUCCUGGAGCCCGAACUUGUCAUCCCCCACCGUCAGCACCGGCUCUUCACAGCUCCCACGUUCACUGGCAGCUUCUUGUCAUCGUGGCCACCGGCCGUCACCGACACCUCCUUCAAGGUGAAGAGCCACGUCUACAGCCUGGAGGGCCAGGACUGCAAGUACACCCCAAUGUUUGGCCCGGAGGUGCGGACACUGGUCUUGCGCCUGGCUCAGCUCAUCACACAAGCCAAGCAGACCGCCAAGUCCAUCUCUGACCAGUGUGGGGAGAGCACAGCUGGCCGCCCCUUUCUGUCAUGGCUGGGCUUCUACCCCUCGGACACAAACAGCUUCUACCCAGCCAACGACCUGGACGAGAUGGGGCAGGACAGCGUCCGCAAGACAGAUGAGUACCUGGAGAAGGCCCUGGAGUACCUGUGCCAGAUGUUCCGACUCAAUGAGGCCCAGCUCACCCAGCUCACACUCGCCUUGGGGACAACUCAGGAUGAGAAUGGAAAGAAGCAGCUCCCAGACUGCAUUGUGGGUGAGGACGGACUCAUCCUCACACCCCUGGGCCGGUACCAGAUCAUCAAUGGGCUGCGAAAGUUUGAGAUCGAGUACCAGGGGGACUCGGAGCUGCAGCCAAUCCGGAGCUAUGAGAUCGCCGGCCUGGUCCGCCUGCUUUUCCGGCUGUCCUCCACCAUCAACCACAGGUUUGCAGACCAGAUGGCAGCCCUGUGUUCCCGGGCUGACUUCCUCGGCAGCUUGUGUCGCUACCACCUCAUGGAGCCCGGGCUGACCAACAGGCACUUGCUGAGCCCUGUGGGGCAGGGACGUUCAGCUGGCUGUGCCCGGGGCCCCAGGCUCAGCCUGCGCUUCCUGGGCAGCUACCGGACACUACUGUCACUGUUGCUGGCCUUCUUUGUGGCCUCUCUCUUCAGCAUUGGGCCCCUGCCCUGUGCCCUGCUCCUUGUGCUAGGCUAUUUCCUAUAUGCCAUGGCCAUGACACUGCUGACCGAGCGUGGCAAACUGCACCAGCUCUGACCGGGAGCCAGACACUGUCCCCACGCAAGCUGGCAGGAUGGCCACACGGCCUCUCUCGUACACCUGGGAGGCUCCCUCCAAGCCUGUGCCUGGUCACCUUCACACUCUUAGGGGGUGUUUUCCUGCAGCCUCACAGCCAUCUGGAAGAGAACCUGAAACACGAAGGGCGCGCAGUCCAGGCUUGGCCAGGAAGGAACAUCAAAGGGCCCAUGAGCCGCGAGGACAGGGACAGCCCAGGGCCCGGCCGCUUCCCUCCUUCCCGUAGUCGGAGGCCCUGCAGUGAGGUGGCUCUCGAGGCCUUUCUCUUCUUUAACUGUUACGGGAUUUAGCCACGUGAAGAGGAUUUAGUGCUUUUCCAGGAGGGCUCUUGGCCUCUGCCUUCGCUGUCCUUGAGGGGGGCAGUGUGGCAUGCGUCUCCUCUCCCCAGGUGACACCAGGACAGCAGCUCAGCCUCUGGCUCCAGAGAAGAAUCAAAGACCCUAAGAGAUUCCUGAUAAAAUUAGAUGAUGGUUCUCUAAUUCCUAAUUUUAAAACUAAAUUUUGCCACUGCACUUGGCAAAGCAAGGGUCAUUCUCCUUCGUGUUCUCCCAAGCGAUUCCAAGUCGGGGCCAUACAAUUCUGCUUUUGAGGAGAAAAGAUCCUCUAGGAGCACAGGUGCUCGGUGAGACAGUGCUUCGCCUCUGGCUCCCUUCCGGCCCCCAAGCCAGGGAGCACGUCACUCAUUGGCAGCCUGUGUCACCACCUUGUCUGACAGGAUGGGCUCUCUGGGCAGAAGGGAUACGGCAGGACCAUCCAGCACGCUUCUGGUCUACAACCAAAGAUGCUCAAAAGCAUUGUUUGUAUCUGCAAUAAAAUCAAGUGCUCAAAGACAAUAACUUUUUGAUAGCACUUAAAUAUUUAAACUACACAAUUACACGUUCACUGUCAAAGUCCCCAUGGGGUCUCACACACCACAGUACAGAUGACUCACUGGAGAGAACAAUGAUUUGAACGAUCACUGUUUCAACAGCGAUUUAAACUAAGCCAUUGUUUUUAGUGUGUUGUGUUUAUGUGUUUUUAAUUCUCAAACUAUAAAAGUUGGGCUUUGUA
Hipposideros armiger (great roundleaf bat) is the source of this 3357-nucleotide messenger RNA. It is a transcript of the gene SMPD4, whose product is annotated as sphingomyelin phosphodiesterase 4. Lineage: Eukaryota; Metazoa; Chordata; Mammalia; Chiroptera; Hipposideridae. The coding region runs from base 166 to 2268 and encodes 700 amino acids. The record is from RefSeq and is a predicted model, not a curated record. The transcript has 14 exons. Gene Ontology annotation, biological process: glycerophospholipid catabolic process; ceramide biosynthetic process; sphingomyelin catabolic process. Gene Ontology annotation, molecular function: sphingomyelin phosphodiesterase D activity.